Messenger RNA from Balaenoptera ricei (Rice's whale), 2548 nucleotides. RefSeq names its product gamma-glutamyltransferase 7 (gene GGT7). NCBI's taxonomy places the organism in Eukaryota, Metazoa, Chordata, Mammalia, Artiodactyla, Balaenopteridae. Bases 37 to 2037 code for a protein of 666 amino acids. Gene Ontology annotation, molecular function: glutathione gamma-glutamate hydrolase. The transcript has 15 exons. The record is from RefSeq and is a predicted model, not a curated record. Gene Ontology annotation, cellular component: plasma membrane. Gene Ontology annotation, biological process: glutathione catabolic process.
CCGGCAGGCGCUGCGCUGCUGGGGGCGCGGGCGAGGAUGGCGGCAGAGAACGAGGCCAGUCAGGAGAGCGCCCUGGGCGCCUACUCGCCGGUGGACUACAUGAGCAUCACCAGCUUCCCGAGGCUCCCGGAGGACGAGCCGGCGCCCGCGGUCCCUCUGAGGAGCCGCAAGGACGAGGACGCCUUCCUGGGAGACCCAGAUACCGACCCGGACUCGUUCCUGAAGUCAGCGCGGCUGCAGCGGCUGCCAUCGUCGUCGUCGGAGAUGGGCAGCCAGGACGGGUCGCCGUUGCGGGAGACGCGCAAAGACCCGUUCUCCGCGGCAGCGUCCGAGUGCUCCUGCCGCCAGGACGGGCUCACGGUCAUCGUCACGGCCUGCCUCACCUUUGCCACCGGUGUCACUGUGGCGCUCAUCAUGCAGAUCUACUUCGGGGACCCCCAGAUCUUUCACCAGGGCGCUGUGGUGACUGAUGCCGCCCACUGCACAUCGCUGGGCAUAGAGGUGCUCAGUAAACAGGGAUCUUCCGUGGAUGCAGCUGUGGCAGCAGCCCUGUGUUUGGGGAUCGUGGCUCCUCACAGUUCUGGCCUGGGCGGUGGGGGUGUGAUGCUGAUACAUGACAUCCGACGGAAUAAGAGCCACCUGAUUGAUUUCCGGGAGUCUGCACCAGGGGCUCUCAGAGAAGAGGCCCUGCAGAGAUCCUGGGAGACCAAGGUGGGGACCCUGCCUGGGCUCUUGGUGGGGGUUCCCGGAAUGGUGAAGGGGCUACACGAAGCUCACCAGCUCUAUGGCAGGCUGCCAUGGUCCCAAGUCCUCGCCUUCGCAGCAGCUGUGGCCCAAGAUGGCUUCAACAUGACCCAUGAUCUAGCCCAAGCCCUGGCCGAACAGCCGCCACCCAAUGCGUCUGAGCGCUUCCGUGAGACGUUCCUGCCCUCGGGUCACCCGCCACUACCUGGCUCACUGCUGCGACGGCCUGACCUGGCGGCGGUGCUGGAUGUGCUUGGCACCUAUGGCCCUGCUGCCUUCUAUGCCGGUGGCAACCUCACGCUGGAGAUGGUGGCCGAGGCUCAGCAUGCAGGGGGUGUCAUAACUGAGGAGGACUUCAGCAACUACAGUGCCCUCUUGGAGAAGCCUGUGUGUGGCGUGUACAGAGGCCACCUGGUUCUCAGUCCCCGACCCCCACACACGGGCCCUGCCCUCAUCAGUGCUCUCAACAUCCUCGAGGGCUUCAAUCUCACCAGCCUGGUAUCCCGGGAACAGGCUCUUCACUGGGUGGCAGAGACCCUGAAGAUCGCAUUAGCUCUGGCCAGCAGACUGGGAGAUCCCGUCUACGAUUCUACCAUCACUGAGAGCAUGGAUGACAUGCUCAGCAAAGUGGAGGCUGCCUACUUCCGGGGCCAGAUCAAUGACUCCCACACAGCCCCUGUCCCGCUCCUGCCCAUCUAUGAGCUAAAUGGGGCUCCCACGGCUGCCCAGGUGCUGAUCAUGGGCCCUGAUGACUUCAUUGUAGCCAUGGUCAGCUCCCUGAACCGGCCCUUUGGCAGCGGCCUCAUCACCCCCUCGGGGAUCCUGCUCAACAGCCAGAUGCUGGACUUCUCUUGGCCUAACAGGACUGCUAACCACCCUGCGCCCAGCCUGGAGAACUCGGUGCAGCCAGGGAAGCGGCCACUGUCUUUCCUGCUGCCCACUGUGGUCCGGCCAGCAGAAGGACUCUGUGGGACCUACCUUGCCCUGGGGGCCAAUGGAGCUGCCCGGGGCCUCAGCGGCCUGACCCAGGUCCUGCUGAAUGUCCUGACCUUGAACCGGAACCUGAGUGACAGCCUGGCCCGUGGCCGCCUGCACCCCGACCUGCAGACCAACCUCCUGCAGGUGGACAGUGAGUUCACAGAGGAAGAGAUUGAGUUCCUGGAAGCCAGGGGUCACCACGUGGAGAAGGUAGAUGUCUUGUCCUGGGUCCAUGGCAGCCGGAGAACCAAUAACUUCAUCAUCGGUGUGAAGGACCCUCGGAGCCCAGAUGCAGCCGGAGCUACCAUCCUGUAGAGCAGCAGGGUGGGGCGGGGGUCUCUGCUCCCCGCCUUUGCAUGUUCCUAGAGUCCCUCCUUCUCCCAGGUUUGGUCUCAGAGGGACCCCAGGGAUGCCCCAGAUCAGGGGCCAGAGGGGAUGCUUAGCAAACCCUAUCUCAGAGUAACUGGAAAAUUCUCCAUCUGGAGGCCUGUGGUGGUGGCAGUGGUGGUGAGUGUCAGUGUCCACGACCAGGCAGGCAGGACCUUGAGGAGUCAGACUAUCUGUCUGUCUCCUUUCCCUUAGCCAUGCAGGCCCUGAGCUUAGGGCUGUGCUUGCAAACCCUUCUCAAAGGUCCUCGGCACCCCAGCAUCUCCAGUUGGGCCUGACCUGGCCUUGUUUUCCAGCUCCCUUCUCCUGUCCCCAGCCUCAUUUCUUAAAUGACUAGGAUUUUUUAAAAUGGACCAUCCUAGGGAGGGGGUGCUCCUCUCCUCCUCCCAUCAGGUUGAUUUGGGGGCCUUUCAUCUGGGGUAGGCCCAAGGUGUGGGGU